Amphimedon queenslandica is the source of this 704-nucleotide messenger RNA. RefSeq names its product polyhomeotic-like protein 2. Gene Ontology annotation, biological process: negative regulation of DNA-templated transcription. The annotation marks the transcript as partial. The transcript has 2 exons. The record is from RefSeq and is a predicted model, not a curated record. Gene Ontology annotation, cellular component: nucleus. Gene Ontology annotation, molecular function: histone binding; chromatin binding. Lineage: Eukaryota; Metazoa; Porifera; Demospongiae; Haplosclerida; Niphatidae.
UCCACUGCAGUAGUAGAUUCAUCAGACUUCAUACCUAGGAGAUCAAGAAGGAGCACUCAUCGCAAACACGUCGGCCAUAGAACGGAGCUAGGGACCUUCACCCACAAACCCUCCCAAUGGGACGCAGAAGAGGUAUCUCAGUUCCUUCAGCUCCAAGGAUAUGGCCAGUACUCCGAGUCUUUCUCAAACAACGAGAUCGACGGACAGAGCAUGUUCCUACUACGUGAGCAUCACCUCAUGGAGAGGUUCCAGAUGAAACUAGGACCAGCCCUCACUUUAAUUAACAUCAUCAGUCGUCUUAGACACCCGCCCACGAGUUGAAACUAUUUUCUGUAUAAAAGCCACACCAACCCAAAUAGUACAUUUUCCUUUCACUAAAACCUUUUCUCUCUCUUCCUCCCUCUCUCUCUCUCUAACAGCCAAUCUUGACACUGUACACGUAUAAUUAUUACAGGUCCUACUAAAAAAGGAGCAUGUUUACUUAUGAAACGAGAGUUUUGAAAUAAUGUGGUACAAAUGCAGUAUCCCACCAACCAGCAACAUGUGUUUUAUGUAAUUUAUUAUUAUUAUUAUUAUUAUUAUUAUUAUUAAUAUGAAAAGUUCUUUUUCUUAUACAGAUUGUCACUUUGAUGUAUACCUUAUGAUUUUUGUUACCACUGCACUGUACAUGUAUAUUGUUUUAUGAUGAUGAUGCUCUUGUUUUA